Molecule: messenger RNA, 3025 nt
Organism: Tetranychus urticae (two-spotted spider mite)
Lineage: Eukaryota; Metazoa; Arthropoda; Arachnida; Trombidiformes; Tetranychidae
Gene: Ns4
Product: Nucleostemin 4
Molecular function (GO): GTP binding; GTPase activity
Source: RefSeq, a predicted model, not a curated record
CUUACUUCAUUGACUGACUGACAUUGUGGAGUUAUCUUGUUAAUCUUAUAUAACAUUAAGCCUAUUAAAUAAUAUUUCGCUCAUCAAAACUAAUUUAACCCUAUUUUAGCGUAUUUUUAUCAAAUCAAAGUUAAAGAUUGAAUGAAAGAUUGUGAGUUCAAAUUUAACACGUAAUGAACAACAGCCUUUGAGUGUCACCACCUUUACCUUCUUGUUGACAGUUGCUAGUGUUUAUAUAUUUUGUUUACAUUGAUGAAGCUGUUUCUCUUCAUGUUUCGAUUAAAUUUAAGUUACGUUAAUUUGAAUUUUCAUCAUCCAUUGGCAUCAACUAUUUAUUUUACAAAUCUCAAGCUUCGAGAGCAGUCACCCUGAAUUAAUUACCCUGAACCAUUCAGUUCUUCAUUUUGAUACCCUUAUAUUGUGGUUAUUGUCUACAUGUGUUGAAGUGUGUAACCAUCUUUACAUAUAAACCAGAACUAACCAGAAUCUUCUUUAACAUCUUCUUACAUCUUAAACUAGUUGUUAAUUCAUAUUGUUUGUGAUUAUUUAUUGGUUAGUUAUUUAACCAAUUAAUUGUUUGUGCAUCACAUUUAGGCCUGACUUCAGUUUUGUCGUAUGUCUAACCAAUUUAACCUUAUUCAUCAAGGAAUACUUCUGGUAACAAAUACAUAUUUGCUGGUACCUAUAUUUUAGUAACCCUACGCGUUGAUAUAAUAUGCCUCAAGUAGGCAGGAAAAAACCUUUUAGUGCCAAACAAAAGAAACAACAGUUGAAAGCUAAAAGAGAAAAGAAGCGUCGCAAAUCAGACUCAAGUGAAGAUGAUGAGGAGACCUUUGUCAAUCAAGGUGGAGAUGAACACUGUCUCAUUGAAAAUGAACAAUUAACUGCAGAGUCCAUAAUGAAGAUCAAUUAUCAAAAGAAGACAAACCCAUCAUCCAACGCCAACAGAUAUGCUUUGCACUUUUACCGAGAGUCGGAUACAGAAAUUGAAGAGAGAAAAUCUCUCGCUAGAUUGCCCAUUAAAAUGGUUUCUCCUGAUGAAUUAGAGAUUGAAGAGCAAGAUAUUUUUCUUCCCGAUGAUGAACUAGCAUUCCCUAAAAGACCAGUACGCGAUUAUAAUCUGACCAAAGAUGAAUUGGAUACGAUUGAGUAUGAUUACUUCAAAAAAUAUUUGGAAAAACUCGAGGCUCAAUUUGGAUCCCUUUCUAAAUUGAGCUAUUUUGAAAUGAAUUUAGAAACUUGGAGGCAACUGUGGCGUGUUAUCGAGAUGUCAGAUGUUAUUUUAGCUAUUGCUGAUAUAAAACACCCAACUUAUCAUUUCCCGCAUUCUCUUUACAAUUAUGUGGUUCAUGGAUUAAACAAGGAGAUGAUUCUUGUUUUGAAUAAGGUUGAUCUAGUUGAAGCUCCUUUGGUUCUUGCUUGGUUACAUUAUUUUAAAAUGAAAUAUCCUAAACUUCAUGUUAUCCCAUUCGCUUCUUAUGCUGGUAUGAAAGUUAAAGAAAGAGGUAAACACAAAGGUCGCCGUUAUGGUAAAUUCAAGAUGGCCGCUGAGGGUUCAAGAAGACUACUGAAAGUUUUACAAGACAUUGUUGGUGAUAAAGUUGAUCUUACCAGCUGGUCUAAUAAAAUUGAUGACGAACUUAUAAGCGAGGAAAAAAGAAUCUCAGAAUUAGAUUCAGAUGAUGAUGGCGGUGAAGAAGAGCUGAGCGCUCUUCAGAAUGCGACGAAUAUUCAUGUUGACCAUUCAGACUUUCGAUACUAUGAGUGGAAAAAAUAUGAUUCUGGUGUUCUAACAAUAGGUGUCGUUGGCCAUCCAAAUGUGGGUAAAAGUUCUUUGAUGAAUGCAAUUAUUGGCAAAAAAGUCGUCAGUGUUUCUCGAACUCCCGGACACACCAAGCAUUUUCAAACGAUUUAUUUAACUGAUAAUGUUAAACUCUGUGAUUGCCCUGGACUAGUUUUUCCCAGUCGAGCUCCAAAACAAAUGCAAGUUUUAAUGGGUUGCUUUCCCAUUUCCCAAUUACGUGAACCCUAUUCAGUGAUACACUUUUUAGCUGCUAGAGUUAAUGUACCAAAAAUAUUAAGACUGAAGAAAAUCGAUCCAGAAUCAACAAAUCAAGCUUGGUCAGCUUUUGAUAUUUGUGAAUCUUGGGCUGUUCUUCGGGGAUAUCUCACUGCUAAAACUGGCCGACCUGAUGUUUAUCGAGCUGCAAACCAUUUGUUAAGAUUAACUUUGGAUGGACGAACUUUGUGCCUGAUCUUUUAUCCACCCAACUAUUGGAAAGAAUGUGAUAAUUUCAUCAAAGAUCCUGAUGUAAAUCGAAUCAGGUUCAUUCAGUUUGAGUCUACCGGUGAUGUAAAUCAAAAAGGCUCUGAAGGAGGAGACGAGAAAGGGACAACCGAUGAAGAUUCAAGCGAAGAGACAGAAGAUGGCGAAAUUAGAUCAAAUCUUCUACGGACAGCUAACCGAUUCGCUCUUCUUGAUGAUGAAGACUAGAAAAGUUUCAAAGAUAAUAAGCAAAAAAAUCGGAAUCAAUCAAUAAGUUUAUCAAUACUUUCUCCAGCUUAUUUCAUAACAUUGCCACAUUCACAUUGGGGUUCAGCUCGAUCAAGAAAUAGGCAAUCUUGACGUUUAUCUUGUAUUUUUGAAUUUCGGAGCAUUCGAGGCAUGUAAUGAUCGUCUAUUACAAUACAUAUACAAAUAUAUUUCCAAAUACAGAUCUAAAUUGAGUUUAUGAAUACUUUCACUCUCUAUACAAGCAAGUAGACAGAGAAAAAAUACCUUUGAAAUCAUCAAAUCACUUAACUUCUAUGAUUUUAUAUCCCUGUAAAUGAUUGAAAAAUUAUUUUAAAACUCAAUCUUAAAGGUUGUAUAAUCUGUAACAUGAUCUCGCAUAACGUUUUUGCGUCCAUGUAAACAUUGUAACCUUAACAAAGUAUUUUAUUGAUCAUUCAAUUGAUGAAACUUCCAAAUUUUAAAACUGCUAAUCUUCAAUAGGUGAGAAAAGAAUGCAUUAAUUGAUCAUAA